UCUGCCUGAGGCUUUGCCGGGCGCAUGGAGGGGCGGCCCCACGCGAAAUCCCCGGCCGGCCGGGGGAGGAGCCGGCGGGCUGCGGAGAGCGGGGCUGGGCGCGCCGGCCCGGCUGCUUUCGCUUUCGGUUCGCAGGAGAUGGCUGAGAGCGGCGAAGGGGCGCGCCGCACCCCGGCGGGGGGACGGGAGGGCGCCCGGGAGUCUCCCGGCGGCGGGGCGAGCUCCGAGCCGGGGCAGCGCGCAGGGGCCGAGCCCGGGGGCUGCCGGGCCGGUGGCACCGGGCAAGGGGCGCGCCGCACCCCGGCGGGGGGACGGGAGGGCGCCCGGGAGUCUCCCGGCGGCGGGGCGAGCUCCGAGCCGGGGCAGCGCGCAGGGGCCGAGCCCGGGGGCCGCCGCGGGCCGGAGCUGGCGCAGGGGCGAGGCGCUGACCCGAGCCCCGCCGAGUGGAGGGGACCCGCCCUAGUGGCCUGGUUACUCUCCUUAAUUGCGAAGGGCCCCGAGGCGUCCAGCCGCAGGGACCCGCCGGCCGGGGAGCCGGACACCCCGAGGCCUCAGCUCGGCGCCAACAGUGCCCGGGGUGCAGCUGGAACGGCACAAGAGGUCCGGAAGACAGCGGAGAGGCUGCAGGCUGAGCUGGAGGCUCUGAAAGGCUCCUCGGACCCCGAGACACUGGAAUUCCUGCAGGCACUAGAAGCACCCGUUAGAAUCGCCAGCCGCGUGCUCACUGAGAACCAGAGGCUACGGCGGGAGUUGGAGGAGUUGAAGGGCAGGUUGGCAGCCCCACCACCCCUGGAACCAGCCAGCCAGCCUCCAGCUCCCUGGGCAUCAUCCCCCUGGACCUCCCAGCCAUCGCCCCCGUGGGCCACCUGGAGCACAGCCUUGCCCCUGCAGGUCUGCGUGAGCGGGAAGACGGCUGGCUGCGAGAGGCAGUUCUUGGAGCAGGUGGCCCAGCUCCUCGCGGCCCAGGGCAUCUCCCUGCAGGCCGGGGAGUACGAGCCGCACUCCAGCCGCCCGCUGCUGCUCUUCUGCCCGAUCUCGUCCCGCUCGGGCACAGACAUCAGCAACGCCCUGGAGGGGAUCCCCGCGGCGAGGAAGAUGAUCCUGGUGGUGCUGCAUCACCAGCCCAACGAGCGGGCCGAGCUCUACGCCAGCAGCAGGCGGGAGGCCCAGCACCCAGGGCUCCUGCACACCGUGGACGGCUGCUUCUCCACCCAUUCCGGCUUCUACCAGUGCCAGGCCAACGCUGCUGCCGUGGCCUCUGUGUCUGCCGCCCUCCAGCAACUGGCCCUGGCCGGCCACUAGGGGGCAGCCCCUGCAGGAGGCAGCGGGAUCUGUGAGCUGGGACAUGGCGUGUCCAUGGGGCUGGGUUACGGCCUGGUGACUGUACUGUCCUGACCAGUCCUAGCUGGGACUGCCUGGGGGGCCCCCGCCUGGGUGGGGCCAGUGCUGUAGCACAUUGGACUGUUACCCGUAGGAAUGAUCUCUGGGCUGGAGCUGGUCCUACCAACCUCUGCUCCCCCUCCUGCCCCCCAACUACCCUCGUGUCGGUCCCUCCCCUUCCCUAUCACACUUAGGGUAACGCUGUGCAGAUGCAUUAGUUCCUGCCACGUUAUACAGCUACCCCCUGCCUGUGCUAUGGGCCUUGUGCCUGGCUGUAUCCCCCCCUGCUGCCCCCAGCCUGCCCGCGAACACUGAUCAGUCCCCACAGGGAUCUCGUGCGAGCCGUGUGAUGAGACAAGCUCUGGCUCUCUUGGAUUCUGUUACAGCUGCUCCCCCUCCCUGUGGCGGGGGCCUGGCGGGUGUGGAAGCGCUUCGGGCUGGACCCGGGGGCGGGAGGGCAGCCGCUGUGCUGGGCACCCGUCACUCCUAGCACAGUCAGGGCUGCAGCAGGAGACCAAGGGAGGCUCCGUGGCCUGGCGAACGAGCGGUAUGCUCUGGCGAAGGUGCUGGCUUGGCCUGUUCUUGGCGAUGGGCUGCUCCUCGGCCAUGGGCCCCUCAUCUUUCAGACUCCAGCCUGAGCUCGCUGCCUGGACCCCAGCGGGCUGUGGGGGGGGAGGGUGGUGUAUGGCCAGAUCGGUUG
Molecule: messenger RNA, 2080 nt
Organism: Mauremys mutica (yellowpond turtle)
Lineage: Eukaryota; Metazoa; Chordata; Testudines; Geoemydidae
Product: protein SPT2 homolog
Exons: 5
Coding region: 25-1302 (425 amino acids)
Source: RefSeq, a predicted model, not a curated record